Messenger RNA from Ornithorhynchus anatinus (platypus), 1727 nucleotides. It is a transcript of the gene CFP, whose product is annotated as complement factor properdin. The coding region runs from base 113 to 1558 and encodes 481 amino acids. The transcript has 10 exons. Lineage: Eukaryota; Metazoa; Chordata; Mammalia; Monotremata; Ornithorhynchidae. The record is from RefSeq and is a predicted model, not a curated record.
AGCUCUUCCUCUUUAUUGAAAGACCUGAGUCAGCGAGACUGGGGUGAGAUCUGGGAUCCUAGUAUAAGACCAAAGGGGACACUCCCCUCCUCGCCCUCCUCGGCCUCUCACCAUGCGUGGCCCGGGCCUUGUACUCGUGCUCCUUGCCUGUGGCGGCUCCCUACCCCACCAGGUGGCAGCCCGAGGGAGUGCCGAAGGGGUUCUGCCAGUCCUGCAGGUGAGGGGUGCCGGGGACUGGGCCAGGGAACAAAGGCCGGAAGCUUCCAGGGAAUGGCUUGCUCAGGAACCCCCGGAGGGGCCCUCUACCUCCAACGGUGCAGGAGGACUCCACUUCCACCUGGGCCCGACCCCGGGCCUCUCAACUUGGACUCAGAGCGCAGACAGGGGGUGCAGGCCGGCGAGUUGGGGCCCCUGGUCGGCCUGGUCGCCGUGCUCCAGGUCCUGUGGGGAGGGGUCCCGGCUGCGGCGCCAGCGCUGCCUCGGGCAGGGACAGUGCAGCGGAGGGGAAGGAGGCAAGCCCAUCCGCUGGGAGCUGCAGGCCUGUGAAGAGCGGAAAUGCUGCCCAGAGGCCGGCGGCUGGUCAGAGUGGGGGCCUUGGAGAAGCUGCUCCGUUACCUGUGCCAAGGGCCAUCGGACCCGGCAGCGACGCUGUGACAAUCCCGCGCCACAGUGUGGUGGGAGCUGCGCUGGGGCAGCCAGCGAGAGCCAGGCCUGUGACACGCAGCAGAUCUGCCCCACCCAUGGAGGCUGGAGUGCCUGGGGAUCAUGGGAUAUCUGCUCAGCCUCCUGCCAAGGUGGACCCUCGGCCCCCACCCAGCGCCGGUCCCGCUCCUGCUCGGCCCCCCGCCCCUCUGACCACCCCCCGGGGAAACCCUGCCCCGGCAGUGCCUAUGAACAGAGGAGCUGCAGCUCCGGACUGCCUCCUUGCCCAGUGGCUGGGGGCUGGGGAUCGUGGGCCCCCGCCGGACCUUGUUCAGUGACCUGUGGCAUAGGCCAGAAUCGGCAGCAUCGGCGUUGCGAUCAGCCGGCUCCGCAACACGGCGGGGCCGCCUGCCUGGGAGAGGGGACCCGCUCUGCCGUCUGCCACACCAAGAAGCCUUGUCCUGUGAACGGCUGGUGGACGGACUGGAGCACUUGGACCCCCUGUGCCCGGCCCCCGCUCCAAAACAUCAGGUGCCAGGAGGUGGCAGGACAACAACAGCGGGCUCGCACUUGCAAGGGCCGGCUGCACGAAGGCCAGCGGUGCCCGGGCCACCCCUCUGACUUUCGGCACUGCUACAAUAUCAACUAUUGUAAAAUGAAUGGGCAGUGGGCGGACUGGACAUCGUGGAGCCUGUGCUCCCCGCCCUGUGGCCCCAACCCCACCCGCAGCCGCCUACGCCUCUGCACGGCCAUCCUGCCUCCCUACUCGCCCACCUAUUCCCAGGUCGAGGGCUCGACCAAGAAGAACGUGACCUUCUGGGGGCAGCCAAAUCCCAGCUGCUCCGAGCUGAAUGGCCAGAAGCUGAAGGUGGAGGAUAAGAGACCGUGCCUCCACCCUCCACCCUGCCAAGACUAGGAGGACCUGAGGAGAAAGACCCUUAGACUCUGCUCUUCCGCCUUCCUCCCUCCUUCCCGGCCAAGUGUUCUCACCCCGCAGGUAAAGCAAUCAGCUGCAACCUGGUCCCUCCAUGGCACCACCCUCUUCCCUCUCUCACGAUCCCCAAAUAAACGGAAUCAAGCAACAA